CGAAUGAUAAUGGAAUUGUUUCCAAUAACUGGAGCGAAGCAGUUCCCAAUGGUUUAAGGGGUUGUAAUGUGUCGGUGUUGCCUGAGGUAACGCAGGUGUUGUCCAGAGGAAUCAAGCCUGCCCCUCGAAACGAGACCGAACGAUGACAACCCAAGGAUUCGGAAUGCAGGUGCUCAAAGCAAGACAUGGCGACCAAAAAUUCACAAUUGACAUUGACGAUUGGUUCAACCGCGUGGAACAAGAACCAGGUUAUCUGUUUGGCUACAUGUACGAACAGCAGAUCUCAUAUGUGGAUACAAUUCAGGCUUCGCACACCAAAUUGUCCGAAUACAAGAGCCAGAUGAACGAUAUGACGGAUGAGCUCGAACGAUUGAAAGUUUCCAAGGAGAAAGACAAGAAGCAAAUCGCUGAGUUGAAUGAAAAACUAGCGGCGUCAAAUCGCAAACUUAAGUUAUCCGAAGAUAAUAACAAGAGAUGGGAAACAUACAAGAAUGAAGUCGAGAAAUGGAAGAGUGAGAAGCAGCUGGCGGAAGCAGCACGGGCCGGAAAGGACUCAGCACGCAUCACCGAAUUGAAUAUUGAGGUGGCAUUCCAGAAACAACGAAUUGAAGAGCUGGAAAAGAAAUCAGGUGCGCACGACAUAAUGAAGGACGAGAUUGCUGAUCCGACAGAAGGAACUUUCUGUCCCCCAUCGGAGUACGAAGUGUUCAGCAGUUGGCUACCUGAACCACCGGCGUUAGUUGACGGGGUUGACAUCAAAUUUGCAAAUUGGAAGUAUCUGAUGGAGAUGAAGUUCCGCGAGAAUCAUGAUCACUUCGAUACUCCGGGAUCUCGACUGGCAUAUUUAAUCAGUUGCACAUCUGGUGAAGCCCAGGAUCAGCUACUGACUCGCCUACGGAGUAAAAUCUUGAAAUCGAUAACUGAUGUUCCAGAAGCGCUCGAGUAUUUGGAAAUGGUGUUCCACAAACCGGAGCUGAGAUCGACUGAUGUCCAUGACUUCCGUUUCCCGGGCGAAGACACGGGCAGUUUCUGGAGGUUCUUCAGGGCCUUCGUGUGGAACGCAGUCAAGCACGAACUACUGGAAGAAGACUGGAGCCCAAAGCUUCAUGAAUUCUUGCAGCUGAAACUCGAUAAAGACAUUGGCGACUUCUCCAGCUACCAGGAGGGUACGUCAAAAGAGCUAGCCAAGGAAGUCUUUUUGCGCCUGCUUCGACAGGAGUGGGAUGAUAAUGUCGGGCAGGUUGAACCUGAAAAUGGGCGAGCUAAUGGGCGAACUAAUGGGAAACUUGUCAAGAAUUGAUCGUCGAUGAAGAAUAGGAAUCUUCCUAAGAAGUCGAUGCGAUGCGGAACGAUGGAAGGAAAUGGCAUAAGCAAUGU
Molecule: messenger RNA, 1377 nt
Organism: Aspergillus versicolor CBS 583.65
Lineage: Eukaryota; Fungi; Ascomycota; Eurotiomycetes; Eurotiales; Aspergillaceae
Exons: 2
Coding region: 143-1300 (385 amino acids)
Source: RefSeq, a predicted model, not a curated record